AUGAGCCAGUACGCAUCUGUCCCCAAGUCGGAACUGGACGAGUCGCAGAUCCGCGAGCUCGAGGAGUACGAGAUCAGCCAGGGGCCGCUGUCGGUUUUGCAGCAGGCAGUGCGCAACAACUCGCAGGUGCUGAUUUCGUUGCGGAACAACAAGAAGCUGCUGGCGCGUGUCAAGGCUUUUGACCGGCAUGCGAAUAUGGUGCUGGAGAAUGUCAAGGAGAUGUGGACCGAGACGCCCAAGGGCAAGAACGCCAAGCCAGUCAACAAGGACCGCUUCAUCUCUAAGAUGUUCCUGCGAGGCGACUCGGUCAUCCUCGUCCUCCGCAACGCGGCAUAG
Messenger RNA from Cutaneotrichosporon cavernicola, 336 nucleotides. RefSeq lists its product as uncharacterized. Gene Ontology annotation, biological process: spliceosomal snRNP assembly; RNA splicing. Gene Ontology annotation, cellular component: U5 snRNP; U4/U6 x U5 tri-snRNP complex; catalytic step 2 spliceosome. The coding region runs from base 1 to 336 and encodes 111 amino acids. The record is from RefSeq and is a predicted model, not a curated record. Gene Ontology annotation, molecular function: RNA binding. The transcript is spliced from 5 exons. NCBI's taxonomy places the organism in Eukaryota, Fungi, Basidiomycota, Tremellomycetes, Trichosporonales, Trichosporonaceae.